This is a messenger RNA of Perognathus longimembris pacificus (Pacific pocket mouse), 1714 nucleotides long. It is a transcript of the gene Baiap2l2, whose product is annotated as BAR/IMD domain containing adaptor protein 2 like 2. The record is from RefSeq and is a predicted model, not a curated record. Gene Ontology annotation, biological process: plasma membrane organization; positive regulation of actin filament polymerization; actin crosslink formation. Gene Ontology annotation, molecular function: protein binding. NCBI's taxonomy places the organism in Eukaryota, Metazoa, Chordata, Mammalia, Rodentia, Heteromyidae. Gene Ontology annotation, cellular component: cytosol; nucleoplasm.
AAGGACGGUCACCGGAGCCGCCUGCGUCACAGGCCUUCCCCGGCGGGGUCUGGUUACGCCCCAGAUCGCAAUGACACCCCGCCUGGUGAAUAAUUAAGCAGCCCCUCCUUGCAGACCAGGCCUGGGAGCCGCACACACUCGCAGCCGCCGCCGCGCUCCCUGGGGCUCCCGGCCCAGCCUCCGCCUCCUCAGUGCCGUCAGCCGCCCAUGGCCCCCGACAUGGACCAGUUCUACAGAUCCACCAUGGCCAUCUACAAGAGCAUCAUGGAACAGUUCAACCCCCUGGAGAACCUGGUGUACCUGGGUAAUAACUACCUGCGGGCCUUCCACGCUCUGUCUGAGGCAGCCGAGGUAUACUUCAGCGCUAUCCAGAAAAUCGGGGAGCAGGCCCUGCAGAGUUCUACCUCCCAGAUUCUGGGGGAGAUCCUGGUGCAAAUGUGCGACACCCAACGGCACUUGAACUCAGACCUGGAGGUGGUGGUGCAGACGUUCCACGGAGACCUGCUGCAGCACAUGGAGAAGAACACCAAGCUGGACAUGCAGUACAUCAAGGACAGCCGCCAGCACUACGAGAUCGAGUACCGCCACCGCGCGGCCAACCUGGAGAAGUGCAUGUCCGAGCUGUGGCGCUUGGAGCGCAACAGGGACAAGAACGCGCGGGAGAUGAAGGAGAGCGUGAACCGGCUGCACGCGCAGAUGCAGGCGUUCGUGUCCGAGAGCCAGCGGGCCGCGGAGCUGGAGCAGAAGCGCAGGUACCGCUUCCUGGCCGAGAAGCACCUGCUGCUCUCCAACACCAUGCUGCAGUUCUUCAACCGGGCCCGGGGCGCGCUGCAGACCCGCGUGGUGCUGUGGAGGGAGCAGUCGGAGGCCAGCCGCGGCCCGGCGCGCGCCCACUCCCCCGGCCUGCUGGGCCCCGCGCUGGGGCCGCCCUACCCCGCCCGCCUGGACACGCCCGCGCGCAGCCCGCACGGCCCCGACGAGGCCGACGCCGCCCCGCGGGAGCCCGAGCGCCGGCCCCUGCCGCGGACGCCGUCGGCCUCCUCGCUGUACAGCGCCCCGCGCGCGCGCUCCGGCUCGUGCGGCGAGCGCCCCGGCGGCGCCCGGCGGGCCCGCGCCCUCGUCUCGCACUCGGAGGGCGCCAACCACACGCUGCUGCGCUUCUCGGCGGGGGACGUGGUGGAGGUGCUGGUGCCCCAGGCGCAGAACGGCUGGCUCUACGGCAAGCUGGAGGGCUCGUCCGCGAGCGGCUGGUUCCCUGAGGCCUACGUGAAGCCUUUGGAGGAGACGCCCCCCCAGCCCCCUGCGCCCCCCGAGUCCCAUGACCCCACGACCCCGAUGAAUGAGCUACCUGUCAGGUCCUACCCGCUCCGGGGCAGCCACAGCCUCAAUGACCUCCUGGGCCAGCCGGGCAACUCCACGGUGCCCCCCGAGUACUGGGAGGGCCAGCCCCGCCCCCGGACCCCGAGCCGCGUCCCCAGCCGCGCCCCCAGCCCUGUGCCCACACCUCUGCCCGGCAGCCGGCGGGGCAGCAUGGGGGCGGCCGGCAACGUCAAGCCCCUCACGGCCUGGGAGCAGCACCCGCCGGAGCUCUUCCCUCGGGGCACAAAUCCCUUCGCCACGGUGAAGCUGCGCCCCACCGUCACCAACGACCGCUCAGCCCCCCUCAUCCGCUGAGGCGCCUCCUGCAGGGCUCGGCCCGGCUCUGCGCCCCUCG